This is a messenger RNA of Penicillium mononematosum, 522 nucleotides long. RefSeq lists its product as uncharacterized. Gene Ontology annotation, cellular component: nucleus; cytoplasm. Lineage: Eukaryota; Fungi; Ascomycota; Eurotiomycetes; Eurotiales; Aspergillaceae. The transcript is spliced from 2 exons. The record is from RefSeq and is a predicted model, not a curated record. Bases 1 to 522 code for a protein of 173 amino acids. Gene Ontology annotation, biological process: secondary metabolite biosynthetic process.
AUGGCUGAUAAACUCCAGCUACCUCGAGUCCUCUGCCUUCAUGGGGUUGGCUCCAACGCGGAUGUGUUGUUUCUCCAGACUCGAGUUCUACGCGAUAGGUUGUCCUUGUCCUUUCGUUUCGUCUUCGCCAACGGUCCUUUCUUCUGCGAAGCCGGGCCAGGGAUGCUCCCCGUCUAUGGAGGCGCUGAUCCCUUUCGACGAUGGUUUCGAUGGUCACCCUCACAUCGAGUACUCAAGCCAAAGUACCACAUAGAAGCGAUCAGAAAAUGCCUCGAAGAUGCAAUGGCUGGAGACGAUGAAACUGGUGGAUGUGGACCGUGGGUUGGUCUUUUGGGCUUUAGUCAAGGGGCAAGACUAAGCGCCUCUAUCCUAUUCGAGUCUCAGAGACGCCAGGAAUCUCAACAAAAGGGCGAGAAAACGGGGGGGCUACGAGGGGGAUUUGGAUUCCAUGCUCUGGAGUCAACACUGGCAGUUCGCAGUAUUGUUCUCCGGUCCCGCGCCGCUCGUCGCACUCUCGCCUGA